UUGGGUCCAUCUUUGUCGUCGGUGACGAUGUACUGGUGGCCCUGAGAUUCCAGCCAGCUCCGUAUCCCCAAAGCAUUCUCUGCGCAGCCCAGGAAAUUGGGGUUCUUCUCGGCGUACUCGUUGGCCUUGUAGAACACUCCCACGAUCUUCUUGCUCUCCCCCACAGAACCGUGGAGGUGUCUAGCCAGAGCUCCGGUGGAAGAAGGAGCAGCCGGGAAAGCUCGAAUUGCAGAGGUUGCAGCUCGCUUCAGAUUCAUCAUCAUCAUCGCCAUCUUUUUCUCUGAUGAUUCUGGCGGAGCUCAUUGCUUUCUGGGGGCGUACUUAUUGUGCGAAGACGUGGCCAAAUUUGUCUUUGCCUCCUGGUGGCGGGUCACCCGUUACCCGACUUGCGGCGGCCGGACUGUAUGACAUAUCUUUUCACGGUCCGAUCUGCUCUGCUUGCGUGGCACAUUACCCAAAAGCCUUUCAACGAUGGGCUAGGCCCAAUAUUAAGUUAUUAGGGCCCACGGGAAAAGACAUCAGUUUGGUAAGUCUCGCCGCCGAUUAGCUGGCUAUAUCUUUUCUGCCUUUCCUUACGGCGGGAGGGAAUCGAAAUACUAAACCCGGUAUAGUAAGCAAAGAACCCAGAAGUUAAAACCUCCCGUUUGGAACUAUUCUGCUACCAUCGUCGGCGUUAUGGAGGGGGAAGGGGCGGCGACGGAGAGGCAAAGAAGGGCGACGGCGAGCCAGGUGGAUCAGUGGGCUGUUCAGGAUCACGUGUUUAAGAUUUACGGCGCUUUCGCCAGCAUUCCUCGCAGCGCUCAAUCUGUAAUAUUGGAGCUUCAACGAGAUAAGCAUGUAGAAUAUCUGACCAGAGGACUCCAGCAGCUCGGUCCCUCAUUCGUUGUAUUGGAUGCUAAGUGCGUACUUCUUCCUUCUUCUUGUGUAGCUUUAUUUAUUGAUGACUGUUUCGUUUGGUGUAGUUCAACUUGGACUGCUUCGAUUCUGAAAGUUUGGUUGUAUGUGCGCAGUCGACCUUGGCUUUGCUACUGGAUCUUGCACUCAAUUGCUCUACUUGGGGAAUCAGUUGAUGAUGAAUUGGAGGAUAAUGCCAUCGACUUUCUUAGCCGUUGUCAGAUGCCUCAUCUUGCAACAACGUAUGCUGCAGUCAAUUCUCUUGUCACUUUGGGCGGAAAUAAAGCGUUGUCGUCAAUUAAUAGAGAUAAUUUGUACAAAUUCUUAAGGCGAAUGAAAGACUCAAGUGGAGCCUUCAGGAUGCAUGAUGCUGGGGAAAUUGAUGUAAGAGCUUGCUACACUGCAAUUUCGGUCGCAAGCAUUCUGAACAUUUUGGAUGAUGAGCUGGCCAAGGGCGUUGGAAAUUAUAUUUUGAGUUGUCAGACUUAUGAAGGUGGUAUUGCGGGGGAACCUGGUUCCGAAGCUCAUGGAGGGUACACGUUCUGUGGACUGGCUGCUAUGAUUCUCAUCAACCAAGCCAAUCGUUUGGACUUGGCUAGUUUAAUUGAUUGGGUAGCCUUUCGACAAGGAGUGGAAUGUGGGUUUCAAGGCAGAACGAACAAGUUGGUUGAUGGCUGUUACUCCUUCUGGCAGGGAGGUGUAUUUGCACUGCUGCAAAGACUGCCAGCAUUUGGUGGGGAAGGCUUUGGGACUUCUGAUGUGGAAGUAGAGUGGGUUUCAGAUAGUACUUCUGAAGGAGAUGACGAAGAUAGGGAUUCAUCAGAUGAUAAUGAAGCUUUACACCCUGAGCAGGACCAGGAAGGCCAUCAGAGCUCUUCUCAUUCACCUGAGAGCAGCACAGCGGUUCACAUUCAGCAUUCAAGACACAAUCAGCUGGAACCUCUAUUUCAUACUAUGGCCUUGCAGCAGUACAUUGUCCUGUGCUCCCAGGAACAAGAGGGAGGGUUCAGGGACAAACCAGGGAAGGCCAGGGACUAUUACCACACUUGCUACUGCUUAAGCGGGCUGUCAGUGUGCCAGUACAGCCGGUCGAAGAACGAGAACUCGCCGCCAUUGCCGACCUCUGUGCUGGGACCUUAUUCCAACCUCUUAGAGCCCAUACACCCUCUGUACAAUGUAGUGUCUAGGCAGUACCAUGAUGCUCAGGAUUUCUUCUCAAAAUAUUGAACCUGGUCCACCUCUUACUGUUAGGCAUGAUGCUAUUAAGUUAACUAACAGUAACGUCCAUUUUCCAGCUCUUUAUUGUGUCAUCAUGUAUGUGUAUUAUUUUGUUCGAUGAGUGGUAUCAUCAUGUGUGUGUUGUAACAUUCAAUAAUGACAUUCAAGUAUUGAGUAAUCUUAGAUUUGACUUAUUGUCACCAAAG
Messenger RNA from Linum tenue, 2318 nucleotides. The record is from the annotation of a GenBank genome assembly. NCBI's taxonomy places the organism in Eukaryota, Viridiplantae, Streptophyta, Magnoliopsida, Malpighiales, Linaceae.